AUGAGCCUUGCUCUAGAUAUUGUGGUCAAUAGCACGCUACGUACGGACCAAGGACCAGGUCGCUCCUGCUGUCAUCCUCUUGUCUUGAGCGACAGCGGUAUUGAGGGAGACAUAGUCGUCUCUGGAAAUGACAGACAGCGUGCUAUUAAUCAACGCAUCAAAGUGACAUUCGAAGACGCACGAGGACGAUGUUCCCGAUUAUACCACAUGCAAACAACGCGAAAGCUCGUAUAUGCCACUCAGAUACUUCUUUAUCAGAACGUCGAUGUCAAAGAUUCGAGUGAUCAUUUGAAGUUUCAGUUCAUGGUGCCGCGUCAACCACUUCCAUCUUUCACCACCACUGACGCAGACCUGGGCUCACUUCACCAGCUUCCCAGCUCUCUUUUAAUCAAUUUCUCGCAGCCCAGUCAACGGGACCCGAGUUUAUGGUACAAGGGCUGCUGUCACAUCAAGUAUCAAAUAUGCGCACAGCUCUUUCGAGACGCAUAUUGUGUUGCAGAGGAAGUCAGGCCCAUCAACCUCUUCACUUGUGCGGAGCAGCAACCACCCGUGGCCACGGAACACUUUCCGGAUGAAUACACGGUUCUGGCUUCAACGCUGCUGCGCAGUCGGUUCCUAUUCCGCGCAGUCGGGAAGUUGUCUAUCUCAGCCGAAGAACCUCAACCACUAAUGUUUAAGCCUGGAAAGUUUGGCGUGUCAACUACGGUAAAGUUGAGAGCACGAUACAUGCCAUUUGACCAAACCAGCAAAUGCGCCCAUAUUGCUCCGCCUCCUCUCAUCUGUCUCAUUGAGUCUACGCUUCGAGCCAUGACAUUCAUAUCCGUCGAGCCCCAGGUACGUGUGCCUACUCGCCGUGAUGCUUCAAGCUCUCCAGUCACCACAGAGGUCGUGGACAUUGGUACCUGCCACACCCAAAAGGAAGUCUUUAGCGCAUGGAUGCAGCCGUUGUCCCAUUCAGGUACAGUAUUUUCGUCUUCUUUUGGGGUGGGGGUGCAGGAAGUCUAA
Penicillium brevicompactum is the source of this 1005-nucleotide messenger RNA. RefSeq lists its product as uncharacterized. NCBI's taxonomy places the organism in Eukaryota, Fungi, Ascomycota, Eurotiomycetes, Eurotiales, Aspergillaceae. Bases 1 to 1005 code for a protein of 334 amino acids. The record is from RefSeq and is a predicted model, not a curated record. The transcript has 3 exons.